Molecule: messenger RNA, 5888 nt
Organism: Physeter macrocephalus (sperm whale)
Lineage: Eukaryota; Metazoa; Chordata; Mammalia; Artiodactyla; Physeteridae
Gene: KCNMA1
Product: potassium calcium-activated channel subfamily M alpha 1
Exons: 27
Coding region: 210-3740 (1176 amino acids)
Biological process (GO): vasodilation; regulation of membrane potential; potassium ion transmembrane transport
Cellular component (GO): postsynaptic membrane
Molecular function (GO): large conductance calcium-activated potassium channel activity
Source: RefSeq, a predicted model, not a curated record
CGGCGGCGGCCCGCUGUAUAUAUCUCCGCGCACCCCGCCAGGUCGCGCACAGCUCCCCGAGCCCAGGCGCCUCCCCGCCCCCUCCCCGCGCUCCGCGGCGGCGGCGGCGACAGCAGUAGCAGCAAUAUGGCUGUUGAUGGGUGUUCGGGGUGGCGCUGGCGGCGGGAGGAGCUCCCCCGAGCCCCUGCGCCGGCUGCCCGUUGCUAGCUAUGGCAAAUGGUGGCGGCGGCGGCGGCAGCAGCGGCGGCGGCGGCGGCGGCGGAGGCAGCACUCUUAGAAUGAGUAGCAAUAUCCACGCGAACCUUCUCAGCCUAGACGCGUCCUCCUCCUCCUCUUCCUCCUCCUCUUCUUCUUCCUCCUCCUCCUCUUCCUCCUCGUCCUCGGUCCACGAGCCCAAGAUGGAUGCGCUCAUCAUCCCGGUGACCAUGGAGGUGCCGUGCGACAGCCGGGGCCAGCGCAUGUGGUGGGCUUUCCUGGCCUCCUCCAUGGUGACUUUCUUCGGGGGCCUCUUCAUCAUCUUGCUCUGGCGGACGCUCAAGUACCUGUGGACCGUUUGCUGCCACUGCGGGGGCAAGACGAAGGAGGCCCAGAAGAUUAACAAUGGCUCAAGCCAGGCGGAUGGCACUCUCAAGCCAGUGGACGAAAAAGAGGAGGCGGUGGCAGCCGAGGUCGGCUGGAUGACCUCCGUGAAAGACUGGGCGGGGGUGAUGAUAUCUGCCCAGACGCUGACCGGCAGAGUCCUGGUGGUCUUAGUCUUUGCUCUCAGCAUUGGUGCACUUGUAAUAUACUUCAUAGAUUCGUCAAACCCAAUAGAAUCCUGCCAGAAUUUCUACAAAGAUUUCACAUUACAGAUCGACAUGGCCUUCAACGUGUUCUUCCUUCUCUACUUUGGCUUGCGGUUUAUUGCAGCCAAUGAUAAGCUGUGGUUCUGGUUGGAAGUGAACUCCGUAGUAGAUUUCUUCACGGUCCCCCCCGUGUUUGUGUCCGUGUACUUAAACAGAAGUUGGCUUGGUUUGAGAUUUUUAAGAGCUCUCAGGCUGAUCCAGUUUUCAGAAAUUUUGCAGUUUCUGAAUAUCCUGAAAACAAGUAAUUCCAUCAAGCUGGUGAAUCUGCUCUCCAUAUUUAUCAGCACAUGGCUAACAGCAGCCGGCUUCAUCCAUUUGGUGGAGAAUUCAGGGGACCCAUGGGAAAAUUUCCAAAACAACCAGGCUCUUACCUACUGGGAAUGUGUCUAUUUGCUCAUGGUGACCAUGUCCACUGUUGGUUACGGGGAUGUUUAUGCAAAAACCACGCUCGGGCGUCUCUUCAUGGUCUUCUUCAUCCUCGGGGGACUGGCAAUGUUUGCCCGCUACGUGCCCGAAAUUGCUGCUCUCAUCCUGAAUCGGAAUAAAUUCGGCGGGACUUUUAACAAACAUGGAGGCAGAAAGCACAUUGUGGUCUGUGGACACAUCACGCUGGAGAGCGUUUCCAACUUCCUGAAGGACUUUCUGCACAAGGACCGGGAUGAUGUCAAUGUGGAGAUUGUCUUUCUUCACAACAUUUCCCCUAACCUGGAGCUUGAAGCUCUCUUCAAACGACAUUUUACUCAGGUGGAGUUUUAUCAGGGUUCAGUCCUCAAUCCACACGAUCUUGCGAGAGUCAAGAUAGAGUCAGCAGAUGCGUGCCUAAUCCUUGCCAAUAAGUACUGCGCAGACCCCGAUGCUGAAGAUGCCUCCAACAUCAUGAGAGUCAUCUCCAUAAAGAACUACCACCCGAAGAUAAGAAUAAUCACUCAGAUGCUGCAGUACCAUAACAAGGCCCAUCUGCUAAACAUCCCAAGCUGGAAUUGGAAAGAGGGGGAUGAUGCAAUCUGCCUCGCAGAGCUGAAGCUGGGGUUCAUCGCCCAGAGCUGCCUGGCUCAAGGCCUCUCCACCAUGCUUGCCAACCUCUUCUCCAUGAGGUCAUUCAUAAAGAUUGAGGAAGACACAUGGCAGAAAUACUACUUGGAAGGAGUCUCAAAUGAAAUGUACACAGAAUAUCUCUCCAGUGCCUUCGUGGGUCUGUCCUUCCCUACUGUUUGUGAGCUGUGUUUUGUGAAGCUCAAGCUUCUAAUGAUAGCCAUUGAGUACAAGUCCGCCAACCGAGAGAGCCGUAUAUUAAUUAAUCCUGGAAACCACCUUAAGAUCCAAGAAGGUACUUUAGGAUUUUUCAUCGCAAGCGAUGCCAAAGAAGUUAAAAGGGCAUUUUUUUACUGCAAGGCCUGUCAUGAUGACAUCACGGAUCCCAAAAGAAUAAAAAAAUGCGGCUGCAAACGGCUUGAAGAUGAGCAGCCGUCAACACUGUCACCAAAAAAAAAGCAGCGCAACGGAGGCAUGCGGAACUCACCCAGCUCCUCGCCUAAGCUGAUGAGGCAUGACCCCUUGUUAAUUCCCGGCAAUGAUCAGAUUGACAACAUGGACUCCAACGUGAAGAAGUACGACUCUACUGGGAUGUUUCACUGGUGUGCACCCAAGGAGAUAGAGAAAGUCAUCCUGACUCGAAGUGAAGCCGCCAUGACCGUCCUGAGUGGCCACGUGGUGGUCUGCAUCUUUGGCGAUGUCAGUUCAGCCUUGAUUGGCCUCCGGAACCUGGUGAUGCCACUCCGUGCCAGCAACUUUCACUACCACGAGCUCAAGCACAUCGUGUUUGUGGGUUCCAUUGAGUACCUCAAGCGGGAAUGGGAGACUCUUCAUAACUUCCCCAAAGUGUCCAUAUUGCCUGGUACGCCGUUAAGUCGGGCUGAUUUAAGGGCCGUCAACAUCAACCUCUGUGACAUGUGCGUUAUCCUGUCAGCCAAUCAGAACAAUAUUGAUGAUACUUCGCUGCAGGACAAGGAGUGCAUCUUGGCGUCACUCAACAUCAAAUCUAUGCAGUUUGAUGACAGCAUCGGGGUCUUGCAGGCUAAUUCCCAAGGGUUCACACCUCCAGGAAUGGACAGAUCCUCUCCGGAUAACAGCCCGGUACAUGGCAUGUUACGCCAGCCCUCCAUCACAACUGGGGUCAACAUCCCCAUCAUCACUGAACUAGUGAACGAUACUAAUGUUCAGUUUUUGGACCAAGACGAUGACGAUGACCCCGACACAGAGCUGUACCUCACGCAGCCGUUUGCAUGUGGGACAGCGUUUGCCGUCAGCGUCCUGGAUUCACUCAUGAGCGCGACAUACUUCAAUGACAACAUCCUCACCCUGAUACGGACCCUGGUGACCGGAGGAGCCACACCGGAGCUGGAGGCUCUGAUUGCUGAGGAGAAUGCGCUGCGUGGGGGCUACAGCACCCCCCAGACGCUGGCCAAUAGGGACCGCUGCCGCGUGGCCCAGUUAGCACUGCUGGACGGGCCCUUUGCGGACCUGGGGGAUGGUGGUUGUUAUGGUGAUCUGUUCUGCAAAGCUCUGAAAACGUAUAAUAUGCUUUGUUUUGGAAUUUAUCGGCUGAGAGAUGCUCACCUCAGCACCCCCAGCCAGUGCACGAAGAGGUAUGUCAUCACCAACCCCCCGUACGAGUUUGAGCUCGUGCCGACGGACCUGAUCUUCUGCUUAAUGCAGUUUGACCACAACGCCGGCCAGUCCCGGGCCAGCCUCUCCCAUUCCUCCCACUCGUCCCAGUCCUCCAGCAAGAAGAGCUCCUCCGUUCACUCCAUCCCAUCCACAGCAAACCGACAGAACCGGCCCAAGUCCCGGGAGUCCCGAGACAAACAGAAGUACGUGCAGGAAGAGCGGCUCUGAUAUGUGUAUCCACUGCCUCCGUGUGUGAAACUGUAUCUGCCACUCAUUUUCCCAGUGGGUGUUUCCAACAGUAACUUUCCCCGUUUUCCCCUGUAGUCCCCCCCUUUUCUUUACACAUAUUUGCAUAUGUAUGAUAGUGUGCAUGUGGUUGUCAUUUUUAUUCCACCACCAUAAAACCCUUGAGCACAACAGCAAAUAAGCAGACGGACCAAAAGUUAUUUAUGAUUCUAGGGGAAAAAUAACCCUAAGGCAUGCUCCAGACAUAAAUAGCUCACUGCAGGAAUGAGUUCACAGAUAAGAAGGGAGCGCCUGUGAUCCACAUCAGUUAUGCAAAGCAAGUUUAGUUAAUGUCGAAGAAAAGUUUAUUCUGAUGUAUAAGGAUUAUCAGGGUGCUUUGGGGUUUCUUUUUGUUGUUGUUGUUUUUCUUUCUUUCUCUUUUUUUUUUUUUUAUAUAUACACACAAUAAUAUAUACACACGUUUAUUGGAAACAAGCAACCAAAACAUAUUGGUUUUUUCCACUCUCUGGGCCGAAAUAUCGCGAAGCAUUUGAAAGGCUUUUGCCAUUUGUGUAGAUGAUGAUGAAGCACCUGCUUGUUAGAACAUUGGAGAUUUUUUUAGUUACUCACCAAGGCCUUUUGUCCCAGAGCUAGCUUCCUUUGGGAGUUCAUAUGAACAUUUCUUCCCUUACUGUGGAGGAAAGAAUAGUUCCCUUCGUGGAAGUAUCAAAUGCUAGUCAUUUAAUUUAAGUGAAAAGAGGAUUGAUUGCAUAUUAAAUUGUUAUUCUGUCUCCUUAUGCUGCCAUAUGAAUAGCUGUUUUUUCCUCUCACUUUUGACAUUUGGGAUGAAAAGCCAUAUGUAUCAUAAAUAUCAGAUGUAAGUCAUUAAAAACUGCCUUCCUGGGACUUUUACAUCUUUUAAAAGGUGAAUUACUUACCUUAUGUACAGAAUAAAUAAUGCUCAGGAAAGAGCAAGUAUUUUUCCACGCAUUCUCAGGGGACCUUUUUACCCCCCUUUGUUUGAUUAGUUAGGGCCCCAAUGCCAGGGAGGAGCAAGGGCUGGGGCCGCGGUAGAGAGAGGAAGAUAAACCCAGCGGCAGAUCAUGUUUUUCUAGGAGCCGACACGCUAAAUAAAUCAGAAUGUAGGAGGAUCAAGCCACAGUUGACUCAACAAAGACAAAAGCCAGCUACUACCUUCAGCUGUUGGCACAGCUGCAUGAUGCUGGCUGUCCCAAAGCAGAAAGCUGGUGGGAAAAAUUCCUCAUCGUCAAUUUCUUUAACACAGCCAAUCCACUUAGGCAGGUGAAUGACAGUAAUAGAGAAUGACCCCCUUGUCAUUACCAGAUGGGAGAGAAGAAAAAGAGUGCAACAGUGAGCCAAACACAUUUUGGUAUAAUUAUUUUUUCUUUCAUUUUCUUUCUUCCUUUUUUUAAAGUUAGUAAGCAUGAGGGAAAAGGUAGAAAAAUAACCCUUUUCUCCAGAUACAGUUAUCAGAUAUCAAAGCAAAUCAUGCUUUAGGCAGUACAGUAGUUCUUAAAAAUCGGCCAACUCCACCAUGACCAAAUUCUUGUAUGGAUGGACUAGCCCUGGGCUGCUAUAUACGUAUUUGAAAUGUUUGCUUGAAAACAAAUUCCAUCAAACAGCAUAGGGUGGAGGGGAGGAGAAAAAUGUCACAGCUGUAACCAUCUCUAAAAAGGUGUUUUUAUGGUGAAUGUUUUGGCUUUAGAUUUUGGAUCCCCUGUUCCCCCCAAGCAUGAUAGUUUUGGAGAUUUGCUUGCUGUGUGAAUUGACAAGCACUUUUACUGACAAAAUGGUGAGGCUCAGUCAGAACGUCCGUCCCCACACCCCAGACAGAGCAGUGCGGUGUUGCAAUCAGUAUUGGGGUGGGGAAUCAUUGUAUACAUGUAUAUUAAAAAGCCCUAUGAGUGGAAGACUUUUUUCAAAUUAUUUUUGUCCCUAUAUAUAUUGAUUUAUAUAUUACGUAUAACUAUCUUUUUAUAUAUAACUAUAUAUAUACACAUAUAUACAGAUAUAUGUGUGUGUGUAUAUAUAUAUAUAAACAAACACACACACACACACACACACGCACACACACACAUCCCCUAGUUUUGGAUCAUGAAGAGCUCUUCGUGCGUUCUUUGCAAAGGAGGU